AUGUCAAGGUAUUACCUCCCAAACACAACUAUUAACACGCCACCAACACUUAAUAAUGUCUUGGAGAUCGUUAAAAAAGUUGAAUACACGACUGGACCAGUUACAUUUACUACUUCGCAAACGGAAUCAUCAAUACAUUUAGCAAAAUUGUUAAAAGAGAUUCUCAUUCUUCAUGAUAAUAUUCAAGAAGUGCUCACCAAAAUUAAAGAUUCUCAACAGAGUUUCGAUUUGGUCAAAAAGUCAGAGAUCGAAAAAAAGAUCAAGAUAUUAAUAAAUUUCAGCAAACAUAUCGCUUCUAUAACGUCUCACAAACAAUCUUUGUUGAUGAGACUUAAAGAACCAUUCAAUCUCAAAUUCUCACUUUUUUUUAUUCUUUUAAUUGAAAAUAGCGCACUUUCAGAAUUAUUUCCUACAAUUACACAAAGUAUCGCAUUAUUACCGAAUGAUAUGGAGAGUAUUUCAUGGAUAAGAAAUCAUGAUAUCACUGAUGAAAAGAUUGAUAAUCAACUAUCUGGAAUCGCAUCUUUAAUCGCAAUGUAUGGCAAUUAUUCUGAUAGCCUUGACAGAGUUAGACAGGCUUUGAAAGAUAUUCAAAUUCUUGACGAAAGGAAAGGAUAA
This is a messenger RNA of Funneliformis caledonium, 618 nucleotides long. The record is from the annotation of a GenBank genome assembly. NCBI's taxonomy places the organism in Eukaryota, Fungi, Glomeromycota, Glomeromycetes, Glomerales, Glomeraceae.